CGUAGCGUAUCGCUGAUGCCUAGCAACAUUGGUUCCUCCCUUUCGUUUUUUUUCGGGUAUCCUACCGGCCUCACACGUGCGGCCUGCAGCAUGGCGAACAGACUGCUGCAGAUCAGCGAACGUGCAGUCAAGUUGGCACCCAUAGUAGCACGGGCCCAACCAGCAGCUGCAUACCAUGGCCGUGCCCUUAUUGGCAAGCGAGAAGUGGUUGGCUUUGGCAUGAACGGCGAGUAUAGCUACCUUGACAACCCUGACUUCCCUAUGCCCGCCAUCCGUUACAAGGAGCCCUCUCCAGAGAUUGAAAAAUUGCGUGAGAAGGAGAAGGGUGAUUGGAAAAAUCUCAGCCUGGAGGAGAAGAAAGCAUUGUAUCGAUACAGCUUUUUCCAGACUUAUGCUGAAAUGAAUGCAUCUCGAAAUGAAUGGAAGCCCAUUCUGGGGAAUGUGUGCUUGCUCUUGGGUUGCACCCUCUGGGUAUGGAUUUUCCUCAAGAAGUUCGUUUUUGGGCCAUUGCCACAAUCGACCACCCUGGAAGCCAGACAAGCUCAGCUGCAGAGGAUGAUUGACCUUAGGGUCAAUCCCGUUGAGGGCAUUGCCUCGAAGUGGGACUAUGAAAACAACAGGUGGAAGUGAAGACUUCUUCAGUGCACCACACAAAGGCACCAGAAGUAUAUGGCCACCACUCAUCGUAGGCUCCAAAUGCAGUGGAAACCAUGCAGCGCUGACAUGAAUUUAUGACAAAGUGCUGCAAAACACGCAUAUUUGCGCACAUGAGCUGAGUAGCAUCAUACUGAGACGAGCUGAUAUUAACUGCUGGGCUUCGCAAACUGCGCUUACUGCUGAGUUUUGUGUAGUGGGUUCUUGCUUUUUGGGCCAUGUCGCCACUUCCCGCUUGUGUGUGCACUGUACAAAGUGAAGAGUGGUUUAUUUGAUAUCGCUCUGGCCAGAACUGAACUAUACUGAACUUGAGAGACAAAAAUCAGCAUUGUCUCAGCACCGGGGUCUCGCAGGAUCUCUAGCAACCGGGAAAAGUCGAGGAAAUUGUUAGUACCUGAAAAAGUAGUGUAAUUUUCAGGGAAUAUUUAAUUUAGUAAGUAAAGUCAUGGAAAAUGACUAAUUAAACUGCCCAAGUUGCAAAUUCAAGUAGUUUGGUUCCCCGCAAUGUUAGUAGACUUUUUGCAGUAGUGUAAGUCAACCGUUCUGUAUAAUAAUUGUUCUCAGUCACCAUAAUAAAGUAAUAGACCUGGAAA
Messenger RNA from Dermacentor andersoni, 1247 nucleotides. RefSeq names its product cytochrome c oxidase subunit 4 isoform 1, mitochondrial-like. The record is from RefSeq and is a predicted model, not a curated record. Lineage: Eukaryota; Metazoa; Arthropoda; Arachnida; Ixodida; Ixodidae. Gene Ontology annotation, cellular component: respiratory chain complex IV. Gene Ontology annotation, biological process: mitochondrial electron transport, cytochrome c to oxygen.